Cooperia oncophora is the source of this 666-nucleotide messenger RNA. NCBI's taxonomy places the organism in Eukaryota, Metazoa, Nematoda, Chromadorea, Rhabditida, Trichostrongylidae. The record is from the annotation of a GenBank genome assembly.
AUGAUGAAUGCUGGUAAGAUACAACGGAAGUUUUGUGUCGACUGUGGCUCAAGAAAUGUCAAAGAUUUGAACUUUAUUAGUCACAGCCUAGCACACUGUCAGCUGGAAUUCAUUUUUACCCAGCUUGUACCGCUGAAAUCACAACCAGAACGCUUUCCACGUGUUAGAUAUUGGUUCUCGCCUCGGAGCAGUCAUAUAUGCGGCAUCCUUAUGUUUGUCAUUUCUCAUAUAUGCUACAGACUGACUGCUUUCUUGCCUAGUGGAGUGGGAUCAGUGGUGCUUCUUUUCAGUGCGAAAACGAAUAUCGCGACCGGCAUAGAACAAAACGAGGAGUUUGUUAAGCUUCAACAAGAAGUGAUUCGUAACUUCAAUCUGCAGAACAUAGAAGUCGUCUGUGCUGACGUUCGCGCUCAACCAGAUCUGGUUAGCAAUGCUGACUUAAUUAUUAUGAACAACGUAUUCUCUUUCUUUAUGGAGGCCGACGAACAGCUUAUUAAUGCCACUAAUCCCAAGAUAGAGACGGUUUUAGCUCAUCUGAAAUUGUCUUUCACAGUAGAACAAUGGUUGGAGAAGAUUCCCAUCGACGACGAUUGUGAAAUGUUUGCGAGCGGAGACGCUGACAUACUGGCGGAUUGUGCCACAUUGGGGCUCUAUCGCGUUCUUUAG